This is a messenger RNA of Selaginella moellendorffii, 2226 nucleotides long. Its product is annotated as pentatricopeptide repeat-containing protein At4g02750-like. The transcript has a single exon. NCBI's taxonomy places the organism in Eukaryota, Viridiplantae, Streptophyta, Lycopodiopsida, Selaginellales, Selaginellaceae. The record is from RefSeq and is a predicted model, not a curated record. Gene Ontology annotation, molecular function: protein binding. The coding region runs from base 1 to 2226 and encodes 741 amino acids.
AUGGCAGCUCCCCACGACGCCGGAUCCUCGGAGAAUGCCCAGCGCACCACUUCGAUCGCGCUCCUGGCCUCCUCCAUACUCGCCCUCACGCUUACCGUCGAUCUCCUCCUCGAUCUCCUGAAUCUAGGCUGCGAGGAGCUAGAUCUGUGCGAGAUCUUGCUGCCGCAUUGCGAUGGAACCAGGCAUAGCGGAGGCCACCGCGCCACGCUCAUCGCCUGCCCUAAAUCCAUGAGGGCAAUCCAUCGAUCGAUCCAUCAUGGGCGCCCCGCGAUGAAUCGCCAGCAAUGGCUGGAUCGCAUCAAGGCCUCGAGCAGGAGCGCGCCGCGAUGCGGCGAGAUCUUGAGCCUGCUGAUCCAGGAGCAAGAGCAAGAGAAGCAAGAUUUGCCCGUGUGGAACAAGCUGAUCGAGACGCUUGGGCGAUUGGGGAGCAUCACGCAGGCGAGGCGCGCAUUCGAUGCCAUUGCCGCCAAGGAUGCCUUCUCGUGGGUGAUCAUGCUCUCGGUCUACUCGCGGAAUGGGCAAGUGGAAGAGGCCAGGAAGAUCUUCGACGCCAUGCCCGGCAAGAACACCGUGGCUCUCAAUGCGAUGCUGGCGGCGUAUGCCAGGAAUGGUCUCGUUGGGGACGCUAAGAAGUUCUUCGAUUCCUCCAUUUCUAAUGGGAACCUCAUCGCCUGGAACACUCUUCUCGCGGCAUAUGCCCAAAACGGGCAUCUGGAUCGAGCAAAGACGAUCUUUGAUUCCAUGCCCACGCAUGAUCUUUGCUCCGGCACUGCGAUGGUGGAUGCCUUUGGGGAGAUUGGCCUCCUGGGCAAUGCUAGAAGAGUGUUUGAUGGAAUGAAGUUUCGAGAUCUCGUGACUUGGAAUGCUAUGAUCUCUGCGCUUGCCCGGAAUGGGCAUUUCGAGGAGUGUCGAGAGCUGUUUGAUAAGCUUCCUUUGCAGAGCUUGGUAUCUUUCACUGCCAUGCUGGGAACUUUUGCGCAACAAGGUGAUUUGGAGCUUGCAAAGAUUCUUUUCGACGAAAUGCCCGAAUGGGAUCUUGUGUCGUGGAACGCCAUGAUUUCACUGUAUGCCCAAAGCGGGCAUUUUGACAGAGCAAAGGAGAUGUUUGAUCUGAUGCCCAAGAGGGAUGUUUUCACCUGGACGGCAAUGCUUGUCGCUACAAUCAGUUCUCAGGGCUUGCGAGAGGCAAAGCUUUUGUUUGAUCGAAUGCCAGAGAGAAGUAUCGUCUCCUCGACUGCGCUUCUUGCCGCUUAUGCCCAGAGAGGGCAUCUCCAAGAAUCCAGAGACCUAUACCGCGCGAUGCCCGAGAAAGACCUCUAUUCCGCCACUGCAAUGCUGGGCGUUCUCGCGCAGCUCAGCCUGAUCGGAGAGGCGCAAGAGAUUUACGAGAGCAUGCCCGAGUGUGAUCUCAUCUCAUCCACAGCAAUGCUGGUUGCGAAUUCCACCCAAUCUGUGGAUUCCGCGAAAGCAAUGCUAGAAUCCCUGCCGGACAAGCUCGAUCCUACCGCCUGGAACGCAAUCAUCUCCGCCCUAGCCCACAGCGCGCACGGGCUGGAAGAAGCCCGGGCGCUGUUCGACUCCAUGCCCCAACGAGAUGGCGCCUCGUGGAGCGCGAUGCUAGAGGCAUAUGCCCGGCAUGGGUAUCUUUCCCUGGCGCGGGAGAUAUUCCAGGGCAUCCCACAGCGCGACGACUUCGCGUGGAACUCGAUGCUGGCGGCAUAUUCCCGGAACGGGUAUCUUGCCGAGGCAUAUGCGGUGUUCGAUUCCAUGCCCCGCCAGGACUUCGUCGCGUGGAGCUCGAUGCUCGCGGCAUAUUCCUUGAAUGGGCAUCCUUUGCAGGCAUUGGACGUUUUCGACGAGAUGAAGGCCAGCGAGUUUCCCGACGAGGUGUGCUUCGUGCUCGUGCUACUUUCGUGUAGCCAUGCCGGGAAAGUCUACGACAGCGGCAGGAACUUCGUGUCGAUGGCUAUGGAUUUCGGGAUCCAGCCGACAAGGCAGCACUACUGCUGCAUGGUCGACUCGCUCGCUCGAUCCGGAUUCGUGCGAGAGGCUCGGGAGCUUGUCGGGAGCAUGCCAUUUGUUCCAGACUCGGUGGAGUGGACGGCGCUGCUGGGGAGUUGCAAGAGCCACGAAGAACACCGGGAUGGAGCUCUGGCGGCCAAGUCGGCGCUUAACUCGGCUCCGGGAGACUCGUCUUCGUAUCUGCUGCUUGCGAGCUUUGUGUGA